Messenger RNA from Didymodactylos carnosus, 1215 nucleotides. NCBI's taxonomy places the organism in Eukaryota, Metazoa, Rotifera, Eurotatoria, Philodinida, Philodinidae. The record is from the annotation of a GenBank genome assembly.
AUGUCUGGUUUUCAUCAAAUAUUUUUACUUAUUGCAAAAUUGAACGAACCAGUACAGUUCUAUUGCUCGAGUCAUAAUGUAAAAUCAAAAUCAAAUAUGUCAUCUGUCUAUGUUAAUAUUUACGGUCUUGAUUUAAUAAAACAACGGGAACAACAAAAUUUUGUUGAUGGUAACAAUAUUCCGUUGAUUGUUCUCAUGUACGAACAAUUUCAAACGGAUUUAAGUGUAUUUCACAAUAAUUCUUAUUUAGCUGAAUGUAAAAUAACUCUUUCGUACCCUAUGAUAACAACUAGUGUGGAUAGUUCUUCAAGCGACUUAUUGGCAUUUAUUGAACAAAUAAUUAAUGAAUUUCAAUUACUUCUAACAUGUUUAUCAUCCGAUGAGAAUAUUCUUGACUUUAAUUCACCAACAUUUGCAUCGUCAACGGAAAAUGAUGGUGAUACCGAUACGAAUCUAUUUCAGACAUCGGCACCUUUUCGUCAGGGAUACGUAGCAAAAAAAACAUUUUAUUCUAUCAGAAUAGUGCCAUCACCUCUGAUACAUAAACGUUGCCGAUGUGAAUUUACAACUAGUAAAGUUAUUAAAAUAACAUCUACCAGUAAACAUUUCAUAUUAGAAAAAUAUUUUGGGUUAAAUCAAACAAAUGAUUUACAUCGAACGAGUAUUGCUGCUGCUUCUAAGAUGCUUUCAUUCAUAGGUUGGCCAAACUGGUUCAUAAUCCUUCUAGUUUUAUUAUUAGGACUUUUGCUCUAUUAUUGUACAUGUUUAAAGAAAAAUCCACCAUGUCAGCGACUAUCGAUGUUAAUACAAUGUCCUACACAACACGCAUCACCUCCUCAACCACAACUACGAAACACAUUAUCGAAAACAAUUCAGUCCAGUGAUAGAUUUCCAAGAAAACCAAUUUCAGCAGAGAAUUCAGUAUCGUCAAAAGAUACAGCAACAACGACGACGUCAUCAUCAUCGAUAAUAACGGAACAUAAAUCAAUAAUUAUUAAAGAUCGACCAACAUCAACCCAUCUAUGUCCAAAACAGCAUGUAUUUAAUCAACCAUGUUUUAUCAGACCCUUAGGUCUUUCACUUAAAACAUCCACUCAACAGAAACAGCAACAACUGUACAAUUCUCCUCAACCAGCAUUUUAUCUUGCUGUGCCGCGUCAAACAUUCAAACAAACAUCAACGAGAGGUACAUCAUAUCAUCAUCAACCAAGAUAA